AUGUUAUUCCAAUUGAAGUUGUGUAUUUUUAUAUAUUUUUUAAGUAGAAACAUUGUGAAAGGGUAUUCCACAAACGUAGAAUGUUUUGAUUGCAUUGCCAAACGUAAUGAAAAAGAAUGUAUAAAAGAACCAAACAAAGAAAUAAAUUGCACAAGCGAAAAAUACUGUUACGUUUACGUCAAUGAAAAUGCCAUAUUUGUCCGAGGAUGCUUCAAAAAUGGCGAUCCAUUUGUAGAAUCGAAAGAAUUUUGCGAAAAACAUCCUGACAAAUGUUCAUUAUGUUCUGAUAAAUCAUUUUGCAAUGGAAAGGCAUUUUUUGAAGAACAUUGCUAUAACGAAAACUAUAAGGUGGAUGAAUUUCCGAGUGUACAAUCAUCGAAAACAUGUCCAAUAAAAUCACUUAAUUCACUUGGAUGCUAUCACAUGGAAAAAAAUAAUAGCGUCACAAAGGGAUGCAUGAGUGAUUUAGAUGAAGCAACGCGAUUAGAAUAUGAAGUAAGCGAAGAUUGCGUCGUAUGUCAUGAAGAAAAAUGUAAUAUGAAUGUGGUUCGCCAUCGAAUUUGUUAUGACUGUAAUGAAGAACCUGAAGCAAAUUGUGCCGAACCACAGGAAGUGACUAAAACCACAGAUGUUUCAAAAAAAUCAAGCUCAUGUUUAGUUGGAAUUGACAAAAAUGGUUUUACGCACCGUAUGUGGGGAACAAAUGAAAAGCAUGAUAUGGAAAAAUUUCCAAAUGGGUUCACAAUAUGCUAUGACGAUUCGUGCAACAACAUCAUCUUUCCAAGUGGUCGUCUAAAGUGUUUACAGUGUCAAGGAGAUGAAAAUUGUAAUGAUUUGAAAGAGAAUUUGGAACCAAAAGUGUGUGAGAUUUAUUCCAGUCAAGACGAAUGCUAUUCCUAUUUCGAUAAAGAACGAAACACUUUUCGUGGCUGUUGGAGUGAUCGACACGAGAGCAAAAAAUUAUGUGAACAAAAUGAUGCAAAAUGCAUAAAAUGCAAAGAAUCAGGCUGCAACAAACAUCAACCUUCUUCUGCAAAUGUCUGUGCUAUCGCUUCUGCUAAGUUCUUUAUUUCUAUUGCAAUAACAAUUUCUUUACUAAUUCGAUUUACAUAGCUACGUAAUCGAAAAAUAAUUGAAAAGGCAGGUAUUCAACAAACGGCUAGAAUAUUCGCGACCUUUUUUUGUAUGAACAUGUUGCUUCAACAAUUUUUUUUUUUUGAUGCCAUGAAUAUUCAAACCGAUUCAAAUACGAAUAUUUUUCCACGUAUGUUUUAAAAAUAACAA
Molecule: messenger RNA, 1284 nt
Organism: Contarinia nasturtii (swede midge)
Lineage: Eukaryota; Metazoa; Arthropoda; Insecta; Diptera; Cecidomyiidae
Exons: 4
Coding region: 1-1113 (370 amino acids)
Source: RefSeq, a predicted model, not a curated record